AUGCAAGCGGCCUUUCUUAAUAAGAAGUUAAACAUAGUACGGGAUGCUUUGAAUGUUAGCUUCAAAGACCAAAGUCUGUGGUUUUACCAUUGCCUUUUGAUAUCUCACAACAUAGACCAUCUCAUUCGGCAGACUGUUGUGCCAGCUUUAUUUUCAAAGGAGAGAAUUGUCUCUGAAGCGCGAGAUUACGGAUUUGCGAGGACCUUGGAGCGGCUAGAACAAGGGCUAGUGCGGGUGCCAGUGGCACCCUGGUCUAAAGAUCUGGCUGACAAAGUUCCAAGGUUGCGAGCCCUAGAUCCCAUGCGUACUGGUAGUGGAGCUACUCUCCAAAAGCAAGCAGAGGAGAAUAUACGAUCACCUUCAGCAAAUAACCUUGAGUCGCCAGUCCAGAGCGAAGACCCACGUAAUUCUCCGGUUGCGUCAGUCAACUCACCAGCUGUAUCGCGGAUGUCUGCCCUAGAUGACGGCCCACUUAGGCGCAGAUGCUCUACAGAUGCCGCCCAUAGGCACAAUAACAUCGCCAAUCCCCAACGUAGAACCAACGGUAAUCUUAUUUCUCCUGCGCCUACGAUCGAUGCUCCUCAACACGAUGAUAGCUCUCCACUUCGAGUCUGGUCCAAUCCAUUUGCAAUACCUUCUAAAAUCAUCAAGAAUACAUGUAGGAACAAACGCACCUGGAUAUGGCUAGCCCCGUGGUCAACAUGGUCUUUUACUAUUCGGCUGAUGCUCAUGAUAAAUGAGAAGCUACAUCCUGGAAACCCUUCGAUCCCGCCCAAUAUAAUUGAUCCCGAAAUAUGGACCUUGCCAAAGGGUCCGUUAGUAGAUAUUCCCGAUUUUAGCAGUCUACCGUCGCUAGAUCACGCUCUAUAUCUCUUAAACUCCGUCAAGUUUCAUCUUGGUCAGACAUACCGCUUUUUUAACGAAAUGGAGAUUGAGAAUCAAAUACGUGAUUUUUACUCUGAUCCUCUUCAAAAAACCGCAGAAUGCCCUCUGUGGUUUGUCAAGUUCCUUUUGAUCCUUGCCUUUGGAACGGCUUUUCAAGCACAGACGCCGGAAACGCAAGAGCCGCCUGGAGCAAAAUUCUUCAUACGAGCAAUGGCUUUAUUACCAGACCCUACUUCCCUCUGGAAAGAUAGUCUGUUGGCAAUUGAGGUCUUGGCGUUGGUUGGAUUGUAUUUAUUUUCAAUCAACGAAAGAGAAUCGGGCCAUAUCUACCUUGGCCACUCAGUACGCAUCGCAUUACUAGAGGGGCUACAUACACAGCUUCCUGAACAUGAACUUGGCGUAGAAACUGUCCACGCUUGCCGUGAUCUCUGGUGGACAUUAUACCUCAUGGAUAGGCACUUCUCAUCGUCUUUGGGGCUCCCAAUGUCGGUACAAGACGGCGAUAUCACGACUCCUAUUAGCCCACCUAGCGCAAAUUCUAGAGGAGAUAGUUGCCGCACACUCCAAGUCAACCUUGCACAUUUAUUAUCAGUCAUACUUACUACAGUGUACAAACCACAUAUAACUCCACUCGGAACAUUCCUGGAACAGACAAGAUCUAUUCUACAUACAUUGGCCCAUCAUGCUCAAGAAAUCGAGAAGAUCAUUAGCCUUCUGCAAAGCUCUGUCGGUACGAUGCCAAGAGAUACGCGACACCUAACUUUGAUGUACCACCAGUGCGUUAUUGUAGGGACACGCCCACUCCUAUUAUCAGUCUUAAAAGAAAGGCUUGACGUAUUAGGAUAUCCUGGUGACGAUCAUUGCGAGAGCUUUUUAGCCCAGACAGGGACUGUCAUCUCAACGGGUAUCAAGUCGGCCGCUAAGACACUCCAGAUUUUAACAAGCGAGUACAGUCUCUUAGAAGCAUUCUUGCCAUACGAUGUUGAGUUCACGUUCGGAGCUGCUCUUCACUUGACUAUGGCCAACGCCCUAUUUCCGGGCGUGGUUGACUACCAAAGUUGUCACCAGCUAGCACACCAAAUUCUAGAUGAUUUGAUUUCUAGGGGAAACCGAGUGGCUAAAUUGAGGAAGACGGAAUUGUGUCAUCUAGAAGGCCUGUAUCGGGAAUUCCAAACGCGACAGCAAGGCCAUCGAAUGCUAUAUUUAUUUAAUCCGGAUGGUACGACAAUCGAGUCCAUACGAAAAGAGAAUCAAGACCGUAACAGGCAUCUUGCAGCGGAUAGCGAUACCAGUACACUCGUAACAACAGCAGAUCACAGGCAUCAUUCGCACUCUCCACAUCCGCAUGCCACCAGCAAUAUGGAGUUUCUUGACAACAUCGGCAUCUCAUCGGAGGAAUUUCUCUCUAUAGUACAAGAAAUUGGAGAUCCAGAAUCGCUCCCUGAGAGCAUGUUGACGUUAUUUUAACUUCAGG
Messenger RNA from Annulohypoxylon maeteangense, 2359 nucleotides. RefSeq lists its product as uncharacterized. Gene Ontology annotation, biological process: positive regulation of transcription by RNA polymerase II; DNA-templated transcription. The record is from RefSeq and is a predicted model, not a curated record. The coding region runs from base 1 to 2352 and encodes 783 amino acids. Gene Ontology annotation, cellular component: nucleus. Gene Ontology annotation, molecular function: sequence-specific DNA binding; zinc ion binding. NCBI's taxonomy places the organism in Eukaryota, Fungi, Ascomycota, Sordariomycetes, Xylariales, Hypoxylaceae. The transcript has 7 exons.